This is a messenger RNA of Dimorphilus gyrociliatus, 508 nucleotides long. Lineage: Eukaryota; Metazoa; Annelida; Polychaeta; Dinophilidae. The record is from the annotation of a GenBank genome assembly.
AGAUGUUUUCGAAUAUUCACUCAUCAGAAUGGAAGCGAUGUACUUCUUGUUUGGACUACUUUGUGUGGUGUCGGCUCUUCCAAAUGCGCUUGCUGACAAAUGUUACGACGAAGGUGUAGACUGUGCCAAAGAAAAGAGGAAUGAGAUAUUGGAUAUUAUCGCUACAGAUCAAUACGAUAUGGAAAAGAUUUGUCCAAUUGUAACUGAAGUAGAAAAGUGCUUUAAAGAUGAGACUCCUUCUUGCUCGGCUGAAAAGAGGAAAGAGGCUUUGAGCUAUACGACCAAGUUUUGCGAAACAGGCUGUAGAGACGAGUUGAAAAAGUGUAAUGAAAAAAUUAAGGAGGACAGCACGAAGCGAUACUGCUGCGAAUUAGGUGCCGUUAAGAAAUGUGGCGCUUUCAACGACUUGGCCAAGGAGCUUUUGUAUGAUAAACCUUGUGCAGGCUGCAGACUUGGCGUUGUUCCGUUUUUGACAUUGAUGGCAUUUGUAUUUCAAAGGCUUUUAUAA